Messenger RNA from Astrephomene gubernaculifera, 888 nucleotides. NCBI's taxonomy places the organism in Eukaryota, Viridiplantae, Chlorophyta, Chlorophyceae, Chlamydomonadales, Astrephomenaceae. The record is from the annotation of a GenBank genome assembly.
CAGAAACACGUUGAACUUCACAUAACCGUAAUAUUUACUUUGCCGGACUGUACAUUAAAACAUCUCCUGUGGUAUUCUGGUGGUAUCUCGACCAAAUGUACCACCCGUUAGUGGAUGGCAUGGGCGCUGCAAGCGUUCCUUUGUGGAAAUCUCUCCUUUUCAUCUUCCUGCCAUCGCUGGUCGCCUUCAUCGCUUUGGACAUAACAUGGAUCAUCCUCAUCGCUGGCAACCUAUACGUAACUACCCUAGGCGACUUCCUUCGGGCGCCAGGUGCUGGCCUGUUACCGGGCCUGCUAGCAUGGCUUUGCGUCGUGGCCAGUAUCUACUUUUUCGCGUUGCCCCUGUCGAGGAGUUCUACUGCUGCGCUGCGUCAGGGAGCGUUGCUGGGGGCGUGCUUGUACGGCACGUACGAGUUCACCAACCUCGCCGUACUGGGUCGUUGGACGUGGAGCCUAGCGCUGGCGGAUACUGCCUGGGGUACUGUCGUGUGCGGGUUGACAUGCUGCCUGCAGCUUUGGCUGCAGUCCCGGUUGCUGUCACGCUAGACGGGGAGUGCUACUGAAUGUACAUAGGAGGUUGUGUUGUGAGUUAACAGUAGGUUGUUUGGUUGAACAGGUGGAUGUUGAGGAGUGUCGAUGGGUCGGCGGGUGGUAAUCAUGUCGUAGAAAACUUGUUUUUAAACGCACCGGCUGGGCCGUCACUACCUUGCUUGCCUGCUGUGGUUUCUGCUGGUUAAUUUACCUCUCUCCUGCAACUGUCAACUCAUGGAGGAGGCCCAGGGCUGUCCUGACUGCUGUCGCGUCGGUCAUGCGUAGAACAGUAGAAGAGGUGGCUGCUGCUGCUGAAAGGUGCUGCUGAAAGGAUGUCUGUUUCCUCAAGAGUGAUGAG